This is a messenger RNA of Lathyrus sativus (Indian pea), 375 nucleotides long. The record is from the annotation of a GenBank genome assembly. NCBI's taxonomy places the organism in Eukaryota, Viridiplantae, Streptophyta, Magnoliopsida, Fabales, Fabaceae.
AUGGUGAAAAAUGAAAUUGAAUUAAGUAAGGGUGGUGAAGGAGGAACAGAGGAGGGAAAGAAGCAAAAAAAGGAGAAGAAGAAGAAGGAGGAGAAGAAUCUAGAUGGUGAGAAUGCAGAGGAACAAAAACAACAGAAUGAUAUAGAGAAAAAGAUGAGCAACAAUGUGAAGGUUGAAAAUGGAGGGCUGGUUGUUCCACAUGAUAUAGAAAUUAGGUCCAAAAAGAGACAUGAAGCAGGGAGUGAGAACAAAUUACAUGCUGAAGAGAUAAAGACGGAGCAACGGAAGAAGAAGAGGAAGAAUGAAGAUGUGGAAGAUAGAUCCGAGGAACAGUCUAAGAAGAAAAUGAAAAGGAAACAUGAGGGUCAAGCUUAA